Molecule: messenger RNA, 2460 nt
Organism: Trypanosoma rangeli
Lineage: Eukaryota; Euglenozoa; Kinetoplastea; Trypanosomatida; Trypanosomatidae
Product: putative protein kinase
Exons: 1
Coding region: 1-2460 (819 amino acids)
Biological process (GO): protein phosphorylation
Molecular function (GO): ATP binding; protein kinase activity
Source: RefSeq, a predicted model, not a curated record
AUGGUUAAUGGAAAGACGACAGCGAGGUAUCCGACCUAUGCGGGGCGGGAUAGCAGUAAUCAGAAAGGGAGUGGGGAGCCCGGCAAGAAUAAGUCCACACCUGCGGCACAUGCCACACCCGCGAUGGGCUCCCGCGGCAGCACGGCACAAAAACCGAAGCGGCCAACAGUCACAAAGCCGCAGCAGCCCAAAAAGGGCCCCGAGAAGCCCGGGGCAAGCAAAGUGAAAAAUAAAGAGCCCGUAGAGGCUGCGAAGGUUCCGGGGCUGCUGUCACUGCCAAUGCGGCUGUCACCCCCGGGGGACGUUGGCGUGGCGGGGGCCUUACAUCCUGCACUUGACUCCAUCGUGCCCGUGGUUGAGGACUUGGAACGGACCCAAGGUGGCGCGAUGAUGUCGUCUUCAUGCAUCAAGACGCCACUGCGACCGCUCUCGCUGCCUCACGUACGGAGUUUGGUGUGUGGCAGCGAUAACGCAAGUGGACAAACCCGCGGUGCCGCUUCGUGCAGCAUCAAGAGUGGUGGUGCGGGCGUCGCUAGCCAAAAUGGCGAUGCAAGACGCCUGCUGGAUGGCAAGUCAUCCCCCAGACAGAUGAGGGGCGGCACGGAGGCCCUCAGCGUUCAGCGACGCACUGUGGGUGCAGUUGAGGCGGGGAGGAAACUAUGCAAGAGGGCCGCCGAGAGUGAGGACGAGGACGAGGACGAGGACGAAGACGAGGACGAGGACGAGGAGGAGGAGGAGGAGGACGAGGAAGAAUAUGACGACGAUGACGACGACGAUGACGAUGAGAGCGAGGAUGAGGAGGAUGAGGAGGAUGACGAGGAUGACGAGGACGAAAUCGGCACUCGCAGGGGGCGGCGGGAGGAGGAGCAAAUUACUGUCAAGAUUUCUCGCGAGGGCGACCGUAACGUGAAGGUCAUCUACGUCACGCGGAGGACGAAGUUUAGGGUCUUUACUAAGGACGUCAAACGGCGCUUUGGCUACGCCUGUCUUCGUGAUUUUGAAAUGUACUGCAUUGACACCGCGGGCGACCACGUCGACAUUGACGUUCCGCGCGACUUCAAAAACCUCCUUGUACAGUUUGUGCAUGGGCUCCAACAGGAGAGGCAAAAAGAUGCGGCAGAUGCGGCGGAAGAACCAGUUGCGAGGGCCUCAAAUCGGUUUUCUGUACGAGGGGCACUUCGCGGAAGCUCUUCCCUCGCCCGUCACUCUUUUCGCGUCACGCCGUUGAACACAGUUGCGGAGGAGGGGGAGCGUAGUAGCAGCUCGGUGCUUCGCCUGUAUGUGCGCGACUCUUACAGAGCGCGAAAGCAGGAGGAGGAGCAGCGACGCAUGCAGAUCCCGCUUGCGCAGGGGCAAGGCCAGGCACCACCGUUGGUAUUGCCGUCACAACAAUUGCAAUUGUCCUACGGGCGGCAAGUGACGAGUAUCAAGGGGGACGAUUCAGUGGCUGAGUUUACAAGCCCCGGCCCCACGGAGCUCCUCACGGUGGGCGACAGCAGCCGCUCCGCGAACUUGGGCUCCACGACACGUUUUGCGCAAACAAUAGGCUUCCGCGAAGACGAGGAGGUUCAAUGGAGUAAGAUGGGUCUCCUCGGCAGGGGCUCCUUUGGAGCCGUCUACGAGGGUAUCACGAGCGAGGGGAAGAUCAUGGCGGUGAAGGUGGUGGAAGUCCCACUCAACGAUGACGCCGGGGAGGUGGAAAGCAUUCAACGCGAGAUUAAUCUAAUGCGAUCGUUAAAACACAAAAACAUUGUUGCGUACUAUGGUUGCCAGACAAGAAUCCUCUCUAAUGGGGCUAGACAGCUGGAAAUCUUCCUCGAGCACUGCCAUGGGGGCAGCUUGACACACCUCCGUCGCAAGUUUGAACGGGCGAAGGAGCGUUUCUCCAUCUCACUUGUUCGCACCUACGCAAAACAGAUUUUGGAGGGUUUGGCUUACCUGCAUGGCAUGAAUGUUGUUCACAGAGACCUGAAGGGCGACAAUGUUCUCAUCUCGGCGCUUGGUGAUGCUAAACUUGCCGACUUUGGUUGUAGCAAACGCCUCGGCACGGCGACGAUGCAUCAGGAGAACAUUGGGGAAAAGAGCGUUGGCUAUCAAACCAUGGUUGGAACCCCGCUUUUCAUGGCACCUGAGGUGCUCAGCGGUGCGGGUGGCUACUCCAAGCCGGCGGAUGUGUGGUCUGUGGGCUGCCUAGUACUUGAGAUGCUCGGACGCCAGCCGUGGGUGGUAAAGAACAAUUUAAAUGCUUUUCAGAUCAUGUACCACAUCUCGAAGAGCACGGCAAUGCCAACUGGAGUGCCGAAGAAUUGCCCUGAGAGCCUAUACUUUUUUUUUACGCGAUGCUUUGACCGUGACCCGCACACGCGGGCGACGGCUGAGGAGCUACUGGAGCACGAAUGGAUCACUUGUGCGGAUAACCGGCUGCAUGAGGUGAUGGAUGAAGCGAGUGGGGGUAUAUGA